AUCGGCCCCCAAUUUCUCUCCUCUUUUUAAUUGUAUGAGAGCAAUGCAAGAGAAAACAGAAGGCCAAGGCCAAAGCUAAAAAAGAUUGGAAAAAGGAAAAUCGUCUUCUCAUCAAUCAACCAAAGCUAAAAAAAAAAAAAAAAAUAGUCAAAGCCCCACAUCCUUCUCUCCUUCGAAUUUCUCUCUCUAUUCCUUCCUUUAUUUUUUUCUUUCCUCCUUCUAAAAUCCCCUUUCUCUCUCUAGAUUUCGCCCUUUUCUGCUACGAAAUCCCUAAUUUUUAUCAGAGGUCAGAGUGAUGUUGAUUUGUACAUUAUAUGUUUGAGUUUUGCUUUGACAUUUCUUCUUAGGAUUUGAUGUUGGAAGCAGUAUGCCGCUGAUAGUUGGGAGAAAUGCAAAGGUAUCAUGCUCCCAGCUGCACUAGUGCAGUUAAUAACAGUGCAAUAGGAGGAGCCUCAGUUAGGGAUACUCCCCGGGCUGAUUCAUCUUCAUUACCACCUAACUUCUCAUUGAAUUCUAGGCGGCAAUCUCAGUUAGCACCCUACAAGUUGAAGUGUGAUAAGGAACAUCUGAAUUCCAGACUUGGGCCCCCUGACUUUCAUCCUCAGACUCAGAAUUGCCCUGAGGAGACGCUCACUAGAGAAAAUGUGCAGCAUGGGUAUAAGGAUACUAUUGAUGGACUGGAGGAUUCAAAAGAGAUUUCAUUGACUCAGGUUCAGGCUUUUACAAAGCCAGUUGUUUUGAAAUGCAGAGAUGCAAUUAGAAAGUGUCUAAGGGCUAUCAAUGAAUCUCGUGCUCAAAAGAGGAAGGCUGGUCAGGCUUAUGGUGUCCCUCUUUCUGGUUCACUGUUAAGUAAACCAGGGGUUUUCCCUGAACAAAGGCCGUGCAAUGAAGAUUUCAGAAAAAAAUGGAUUGAGGGCUUAUCACUGCAACACAAGCCUUUGUGUUCUUUGGCCGAUCAAGUUCCUCAAGGAUAUAAGAAGAGACCUCUAAUAGAGGUUCUUAUCAGGAAUAAUGUUCCAUUGCUUAAAGCAACUUGGUUUAUCAAAGUAACAUAUCUUAAUCAGGUUCGUCCUGGUUCUGCAAUUUCGUCUGGAGCACCUGAUAAAACUCAAUUAUCUCGUACAGAGCUCUGGACAAAAGAUGUUAUUGAUUACUUGCAAUACCUUUUAGAUGAAUUUUUUUCGAGAAAUAAUUCUCAUUCUACUCAACAUGGUAGAGAUCGGUUGCCACAAAUGCAUUAUGCUGGGUCUUUGCAGCAUAGGAGUGAUCUGGCACCAGCAAUCAUUGAUGGUGAGGAACCGUCUCUUCAUUUUAAAUGGUGGUAUGUAGUGCGGCUCUUGCAGUGGCAUCAUGCAGAACGACUGGUUCUUCCUUCUCUCAUUAUUGAUUGGGUUCUGAAUCAACUGCAGGAAAAGGAUUUGCUUGAGAUUCUGCAGUUGCUGUUGCCUAUCAUUUAUGGAGUUUUGGAAACCAUCACUCUAUGUCAGACAUAUGUACGCAAUCUUGUGGGUGUAGCUAUUCGCUUCAUCCGUGAACCUUCUCCAGGUGGAUCUGAUUUGGUUGAUAACUCCCGGAGAGCAUACACAAUAUCUGCACUAGUUGAGAUGCUCCGCUAUUUGAUACAGGCUACACCAGAUACAUUUGUAGCUUUAGAUUGCUUUCCUUUACCUACUUGUGUACUCUCACAUACACCUAGUGAUGGUGGUUUUUUAUCUAAGCCCUCCGAUGAUGCAGCAAAAAAAAAUUAUUCAGCAGAUGCAUAUGCUGUCAGAGGUAAAGGGUUUGAUUCCCAAUACCACUCCUUGUCAUUUAAUCAUGUUGUUUCCACCGUCGAGAAACGUGCUGACAAUCUUGCUAAAGGUGCAACUGCUGGAUAUCCUAGCCAAAGUGUGGCAAAAGCAGUGCAGACCCUAGACAAGGCCCUUUUGCAAGGAGAUGUGAUAGAUGCUUAUAAACAUAUCUUCAAUGAUCUUUAUGAUGGAGCAGUUGGUGAGGGUUGGGUAGCAGAAGUCAGUCCAUGCUUAAGAUCAUCACUAAAAUGGCUUCAAACUGUGAAUUUGUCUUUGAUUUGCUCAGUUUUUUUCCUUUGUGAGUGGGCAACUUGUGAUUACCGAGACUUCCGGACUGCUCCACCCUCUGACGUGAAGUUCACUGGCAGUAAAGAUUUUUCACAAAUAUAUCUUGCAAUUCAGCUUUUGAAACUGAAGAUGAAAGAGCUGCAGAAAAAACUGAAGAAGGAAAGGGCAUCAAGAAAGAAUACCAGUCAGCAGAAUAGCUAUUCCAGCAAGGAUUUGUUGGGAGAUACACAUGAAGCUAAAAGCAAUGGAAAAUGUUUAAAUGGAAGGAGGAGGAAAUUUUCAGAUAUAUUUGACAGCCCUGGUCCUCUGCAUGAUAUUAUUGUGUGCUGGAUCGAUCAGCAUGAAGGACAUAAAGGAGAAGGUAGCAAGCGUCUUCAGCUUUUUAUGUUGGAACUCAUACGUUCUGGAAUUUUUUAUCCUCAGGCAUAUGUGAGGCAGCUAAUAGUUAGUGGAAUCAUUGAUACAAAUGGACCAAUGGCUGACCUGAACAGAAGGAAGAGACAUCAACGAAUCUUGAAGCAGCUCCCAGGGCAGUUUAUGGUUAAUGCUUUGGAAGAAGCAAGAAUUGCUGAGGGCUCAGAACUGCUUGAGGCUAUAAAUGUUUACUCAAAUGAGCGCCGUCUUGUCCUUCAGGAACUUUUUUUUGAUUCAUAUAAUAAUACAAACAAUUCUCAUGCACUAGCCAAGAAGCUAAAUUGUCAUUCUACCUCAGGAAGAGAUGUUGAUUCCCAGGUUUCAUGUGAUAAGAGGAGAACUGUUCAAGCUUCAAAGACUUUCAGGAGAGAAGUGGACCUUGAAGAACUGAAGGCUUCCAUCUCAGUUUUGCUGCAAUUCCCCAGUUCAUCUUUUUGUACUGCAGAUAGUGGAGUGGAUGAGUCUCAAGGGAGUAUCAAAAGAUCUAUUGGAUCAACACACAGCAAGAUGGAUUCUGUAGAAGGUACUCCUGGGUGUGAAGAUUGUAAAAGGGUUAAAAGACAGAAAUUAAGUGAGGAUAAGAGUUCAUGUCUUCAAGUAUCUUCACCCAUUCCAUCAGAUGAUGAAGAUACUUGGUGGGUGAGGAAGGGGCCCAAAAACUUGGAGGGUUCCAAAGUUGAUCCCUUGCUUAAGUCAACAAAGCAAGCAUCUCGUGGUAGGCAAAAGCCUGUUCGUAAAACUCAGAGUCUUGCACAGUUAGCUGCUGCUAGAAUUGAAGAUAGCCAGGGAGCAUCGACAAGUCAUGUUUGUGAUAACAAGAUAAGUUGUCCACAUCAUAGAACUGAGGUGGAAAAUUUGAAGCCAGUUGAUGGGAUCAGAACAACCCAUCAUGCAGAUAUUAUUUCGAUUGGGAGGGGUUUAAAGCAGCUUCGCUUUGUAGAGAAGAGGGUUGUCACUAUUUGGUUGCUAUCUGUAGUUAGGCAGCUUGUUGAAGAGUCAGAGAAAUCUGUCCCCAAGGCUAGCCAGUAUGGUCGACCCUUUGUUGCAGCUGAUGAGAAGAGUCCCUUAAGAUGGAAGCUUGGUGAGGAUGAGCUAUCAGCCAUUUUGUAUCUAUUGGAUGUUUCUUGUGAUUCAGCUUCAGCUGUCAAAUUUCUCCUUUGGUUGUUGCCAAAAGCUAUUAGUAAUCCCAGUCCUGCCAUUCAUAGUGGGAGAAACAUUCUAAUGGUACCCAGGAAUGUGGAAAACUAUGCUUGUGAAGUGGGGGAAGCAUAUCUUUUAUCAUCCCUCCGAAGGUAUGAGAACAUACUUAUUGCCGCAGAUCUUGUGCCUGAAGCUCUGUCUGCUACAAUGCGUCGUGUUGCUGCAUUUAUGGCCACUAACGGAAGAAUUACAGGUUCUGGAGCCCUAGUUUUUGCUUGUUAUUUGUUGAGGAGGUAUGGCAGUAUUGCCAGUGUGAUUGAAUGGGAGAAGAAUUUCAAGGGGACCUGUGAUAAAAGACUUUUGUCUGAACUUGAAUCUGGACGAACAGAGGGAGAGUUUGGAUUUCCACAUGGAGUUCCUGCCGGGACUGAAGAUCCUGAUGAUUACUGUCGUCAAAGGAUAAAUGUCGGACGGUUAUCUAGAGUUGGUGCAAGCAUGAGAGAUAUGGUUCAGCGUCAUAUUGAUGAUGUCUUGCACUAUAUCUUAGGCAAAGAGAGAAAACAUUUUGCAGCCAAUGCACCAAAAAGUCCUGCCACUGAAAAAGGGGACGAUGAUUAUCAAGUUGCUCAACAAAUUAUAAUGGGACUAAUGGACUGUUUUAGGCAGACUGGUGGUGCUUUUCAAGAAGGGGACCCGGGUUUGGUGUCUUCUGCUGUUUCUGCCAUUGUUAGCAAUGUUGGACCAACCCUAGCAAAGAUACCUGAUUUUACUAGCGGCAGCACUUAUUCAAAUUAUCAGCCGCCUAUGAAUUCCUUGAAGUUUGCUAAGCGCAUAUUGCACAUCCAUUUAAUAUGUCUAUGCCUGUUAAAGGAAGCUCUUGGAGAGCGCAAAAGCCAAGCAUUUGAGAUAGCUCUUGCAACUGAGGCUUUUUCUGCUUUAGCUGUAGCAUUUGCUCCUGCAAAGUCCUCUCGGGGUCAGUUGUUGUCUCCUGAUUCUCUUGAUUCUCAUACAAAUAUAUCUAAUGACAAUUCGCACAGUUCUGCUAAAGCGACUCUUGGGAGAACUACCAAAAUGGCAGCUGUUUCUGCCCUUGUCAUUGGUGCCAUUAUUCAUGGGGUUAUUAGCUUAGAGAGAAUGGUGUCUGUCUUAAGAUUAAAGGAAGGAUUGGAUGUUGUUCAAUUUGUAAGGAGCACAAAAACCAGCUCUAAUGGUAAUGCCCGAUCUGUUGGGGCUUUUAAGGUGGACAACUCAGUUGAAGUAUAUGUGCACUUGUUUCGGCUAUUUGUUGGGAACUGUAGAACUGUUUGUGAUGGACUAGUAUUGGAGCUCUUGGGUGAACAAUCAGUUUUAGCUCUUUCAAGGAUGCAGAGAUUGCUCCCAAUUAAUUUGGUCUUUCCACCAGCUUAUGCCAUAUUUGCAUUUAUGAUAUGGAAGCCAUUCAUCUUGAACAGUAACACUGCAAGAAGUGAAGAUAUUCAUCAAUUGUAUCAGUCUUUAACAAUGGCCAUUGGUGAUGCCAUAAAACACAGACCUUUUCGAGAUGUUUGUAUGAGGGAUACUCGUGGUUUUUAUGAUAUUGUAGCUGCAGAUACAACUGAUGCUGAGUUUGCUGCCAUGCUAGAGUUGAAUGGUUUGGACAUGCAUUUGAAAUCCAUGGCCUUUGUCCCUCUUCGUGCAAGGCUCUUUCUAAAUGCUAUAAUUGAUUGUAAAAUGCCUAAUUCUGCUUUUACACAGGAUGAUGGGAAUAGGGUUUCUGGACAUAGUGAGCCUAAAGCUCUUCGUGCAGAGACAUCUAAGCUUUUGGAUAAGCUUGUUUGUGCACUGGACACUCUUCAACCUGCUAAGUUUCAUUGGCAGUGGGUUGAGUUAAGGCUCCUUUUAAAUGAACAAGCACUUAUUGAUAAGAUUGAGAAUCAUGACAUGUCCUUAGUGGAUGCUAUUCGCUCUUCCUCACCUAGUUCUGAAAGAGCUUCUCCUUCUGAGAGUGAGAAAGUUUUCAUCGAAAUUAUUCUUACCAGAUUGUUGGUCAGACCUGAUGCUGCUCCCCUUUUCUCAGAGGUGGUUCAUCUUUUUGGGAGAUCAUUAGAGGAUUCGAUGUUGAUGCAGGCUAAAUGGUUCUUAGGUGGCCUGGAUGUUCUUUUGGGACGGAAAACUGUUAGGCAACGGCUCAGUAAUAUUGCUGAAAAUAAAAACCUUUCUACCAAGUCACAGUUCUGGAAGCCUUGGGGUUGGUCCUAUUCUGGUGCUGAUCCUGUAACAAACAGUGGAGAGAAGAGAAAGUCUGAAGUCACAUCUCUUGAGGAAGGCGAAGUCAUUGAGGAGGGCAUGGAGUCAAAGGGGUGUGUGAAAGGGUCCACUCAAGUCGAUAUUGAGGGUUCUGGUAUCAAUCAGCAGCAUGUAACUGAGAAGGCUUUCAUUGAAUUAGUUAUUCCUUGCAUAGACCAAAGCUCUGCUGACUCACACAAUACCUUUGCAAGUGAUUUGAUAAAGCAGUUUAACACCAUUGAGCAACAGAUAAACUCAGUUACUCGUGGUGUAAGCAAGCAGACUGGCACUGCUUCUUCUGGAAUUGAAGGUCCUACUAAUAAAAUUAACAAUCGCAAAGGCAUAAGAGGUGGUAGCCCUGGAUUGGCUAAACGAACACCAGCUCCUGUGGAGUCUGCUCCGCCUCCUUCCCCUGCAGCUUUGCGAGCUUCUAUGUCAUUGAGGUUGCAGUUUAUUGUGAGAUUGCUGCCAAUCAUAUGUGCAGAUGGGGAACCAUCAGCGCGAAGCAUGAGGAAUAUGCUUGCCUCUGUAAUACUUCGAUUACUCGGAAGCAGGGUUGUGCAUGAGGAUGUUGACCUAUCUUCUAAUCUUGCACAGUUGAAGAGGGACAUGGAGCUGAUGCCAAUUGUUGCAUCCACGGAAAUGUCUGGAGAUAGUCUUUUUGAUCGCUUAUCGUUAGUUUUGCAUGGGUUGUUAAGCAGUUGCAAGCCAAGUUGGCUGAAGUCAAAGGAUGCCAAGGAUUUUUCUGGAUUUGACCGUGAAGCAGUGGAGGGUCUGCAGAAUGAAUUAGAUUCUAUGCAAUUGCCUGAGAUGAUUAGAUGGCGAAUCCAAGCCGCAAUGCCUAUAUUAUUUCCUUCUUUUCACAAUACAGUCUCCUGCCAACCACCUUCUGUCCCUAUUGGUGCUCUUAGUUUGCUUCAACCCAGCAUCUGUGUCCCUGGAUCUUACACUGGAACUAUUAAUCCACCUCAGAGACAGGUUGCGUCAGCACGAAAUGCAAAUAAUAUGCCAGGAAAAUCCAAGUUAGUGCUAUCACAAGAGAAUGAUAUGGAAAUUGACCCAUGGACACUUUUGGAAGACGGAGCAGGAUCAGGUCCAUCUUCAAGUAGCACUGCAGCCAUUGGAGGCAGUGACAAUGCUAAUCUUCGAGCUUCAAGUUGGCUCAAGGGGGCUGUAAGAGUGAGACGGACAGACCCGUCGUAUAUUGGUGCUGUGGAUGAUGAUAGCUGAUUUUAGGUUCAACUAUGUUUUUAGAUUUGGUCUUAAGGAAUAGCAAGGCCCCUCACAACAGGUAAAUUAAAGCGUUAUUUGUUGUGCACAUUGGUCUUGCCUGUCCCAUGUUUUACAGUGGGGGGGGGGGGGGAUUUUGUUUUUCACAUUUUGGUUGGGCAUACUGGAAUCCUUGUGAAAGAAUGUGAUGAUGUAGUGAUGUAGGCCAUCUUCUAUUCAGCAUUGCAGAUUGACUGUCAUUUUAUGCCCCUGCCGUCUGGGCCGUAUGUACUCACAGGUGCGGUUCAGAGGCUUUGUUGUAUAUAUAGAGGAUAAUUGUUUCAGUUUACCAAUUGAUCAGGUAUAAUAUCCCAAGAAAUUACAUGUA
This is a messenger RNA of Gossypium arboreum, 7494 nucleotides long. RefSeq names its product mediator of RNA polymerase II transcription subunit 12. The record is from RefSeq and is a predicted model, not a curated record. Gene Ontology annotation, molecular function: transcription coregulator activity. Lineage: Eukaryota; Viridiplantae; Streptophyta; Magnoliopsida; Malvales; Malvaceae. The transcript is spliced from 14 exons. The coding region runs from base 390 to 7127 and encodes 2245 amino acids. Gene Ontology annotation, biological process: regulation of transcription by RNA polymerase II. Gene Ontology annotation, cellular component: mediator complex.